AUAUUUGCUAAGCUUUGGGUAUUCUGAACGUUGCUGCAACUGCUUCCCCUUGCCGGGGAUCCCGCAGUUGCCCAAAACUUGUGCGAAAGGGGCAGGGGGGAAAAAGCCCACACUACCCAGACAACCCAAAUAACAACAACAACAACAGGGCGGCUGCCUGUGUGGCACGUAAGCAAGCCCUCUUGCUCCUUUGCAGAGCUGGCGUUUCCCAACCAUGUGGAAGACCCGCUAGAGGGAACUUUGUGCCAAUAGAGCGCCCUGGGCUAACCAAAGCGAAGGAGCAGCUCGAUUUCAUGGACAGUACCUGAACCUUGGCUCGAGCACUUGGGGGAGCUGGCUUCUGUUUUCGGUUAGAUCUUCGCUGCUCGGACAAAUGCAUACAAAUGCAUUUAGGAGCUCAAAGGACAAGGAGUGGAAGCAUCUCUCCCACAGCAAAAACGAGAACCCUCCUCCUCUUUCUUGCAACAUGUAUAGCUGUGGGUGCUCCGCAAAUACAAGAAAAAGGCAUAGAUGUUCUUCAUCAUUUAGGUCUAAGUGGGCAAGCUAUGCAUCACCAAUCAACAGGGACUACACUGCCUUUUCCACGUACUUCAUUACCUCAGGGGGUUCAUUUGAGUGCCUCAGGAGUUGUUUUGUCCACAGAAACAGCCAUUGAGGAGCCCAUUCCUCAAGUGAUAGUGUCACGUGUCGGCUCCCAGUUUGCCGUAUUGAUUAGCUUACGCUCUUACAAAGUAAACAAUGCCUUUCUUUUCAGUAUUAGAAAUAAAAAUAGACUGCAGUUUGGUAUACAGUUGCUACCAAGGAAGAUAAUGGUGCACACUGGAGGGAAGCAGUCUGUAUAUUUUGAUUACAGUGUUCAUGAUGAGCAGUGGCACACAUUUGCUAUUGAUGUUACAGAAAAAACAGUGUCCCUGUAUACUCAGUGUGGAAGGAAGCACUUCAGCAGGGAGACUUUUUCUAAAGUACAGCAGUUCAAUUCACAUAGUUUGUUUACCUUAGGAAGGAUGAAUUCCCAUUCAGUCAACUUUGAAGGAGUAAUAUGUCAGCUGGAUAUUAUCCCCUCUGCACAAGCCUUGGCAAACUAUUGUAAAUAUGUGAAACAGCAGUGUCGCCAAGCUGACACAUACCGAUCUCAGAUAACACCUCCAGACACAUCUCUUGGGGUGCUCCCUAGCAAACAGUUGGAAGAAGAAACCAAACCAGAUUACAUGUCAUUCAGUACAAGGAAAGGAGCCUCAAACCAUCAUAUCAACAAAUCUGCAUCUGUCCACAUGCCUGCAGAAUCCCUAGAGACAACUCCCUUGACCCAUCUUUGCUUAGGAAAUAUUACUGCAUUGGAAAUUAUGCCUGAACCAAAUGACCAGGGAAUUGUGAAAGUGUCAAAAAUUCAUCAGCAAGGUGUCAGCAAAAGGAAAGAUGGUCUCCAGACUCUCACAAAAUUGCCUCUGAACCUGACUGACAAUGCCACAGAAGAUACAAGCAGGAAAAAUUAUCCUGAUCUGCUGUUUUCCAUGAAGCAGACUAAAACCAAAAAUACGAUGAAGAACACAUCAAAGCAGUAUUCAUAUGAACCUGUGGAGAUGCAGCAAUUUUUAAACACAACAUUAUACAGGGCUUCUGAUUCUGUGUCUUUAAAUAACCAGUUUGCUUCAAGGGAUGAAGGUACAUUUUCGGUUGAUGAAACUUAUAAUGCAGAAACCAGUUAUGAACUUGAUGGUUACGAUUAUGACUAUGAAGAAUUGGAAAGAAUGUUUGAAAUAGAGAAUCUAAGAGGGCCUAAAGGAAACCCUGGAGAGCCGGGACUCCCAGGUCCUCCAGGAUUACCUGGUCCAGCAGGGAAGAGAGGUCCGAGAGGUAUUCCAGGCCCACAUGGGAAUCCGGGGCUGCCAGGGCUGCCUGGUCCAAAGGGCCCCAAAGGUGAUCCAGGAUUCUCCCCAGGACAAGCAAAGCAGGGAGAAAAGGGUGAUAGAGGACUAAUAGGCUUGCCAGGCCUUGUGGGCAUCAAAGGUGAAAAGGGUCCCAUGGGAUAUCCAGGACCACCAGGGCCAAGUGGGGAGCAAGGAAUUCUAGGAAUGACUGGCAAUCCUGGGGCUCCUGGUUACCCUGGCAGGCAGGGUUUAGCAGGACCAGAAGGUAACCCAGGCCCUAAAGGUGUAAGAGGUUUCAUUGGACCCCCAGGAGUGGCAGGGCUGCCUGGACUCGAGGGAGAAAGAGGUAUUCCAGGUAUACCUGGAAAAAAAGGUCCUAAGGGAAGACAGGGUUUACCGGGUGAUUUUGGAAAUAGAGGCCCACCUGGUCCUGAUGGAAGUCCUGGAACUGUUGGUGGUGUUGGGCCUCCUGGAUUUCCUGGACUUAGAGGUGUCGUAGGACCAGUUGGACCAUCUGGAUCACCUGGAAUUCCUGGACCUCUGGGUGUUCCAGGGAGUAUGGGGCAACCUGGAUUGAAAGGUGAUAAGGGUGAACAAGGCAUUGCAGGCGAACCAGGGGAGCUGGGAUACCCAGGAGACAAGGGUGCUGCUGGUUUGCCAGGACUGCCAGGAAUUAGAGGAAAACCAGGUCCCUUGGGUAAAAUGGGAGAUCCAGGACCACAGGGACCACCAGGCCCUCCUGGACCUGAGGGUUUUCCAGGAGAUAUUGGCGUUCCUGGCUUGAAUGGCCCUGAAGGCCCAAAGGGAUUUCUAGGUGACAGAGGGCCUCCAGGACCACCAGGCCCCAAAGGAGUUGAGGGCGAAGAAGGACCUGUUGGACCUAUUGGAGGAGCUGGACCAAGAGGCAAGCCUGGUCGGAAAGGUUAUGCAGGUGAACCAGGACCAGAAGGCCUGAAGGGAGAAACAGGGGAUCAAGGAAUACUUGGGAAAACUGGCGAAACAGGUCCAAUCGGCUUACCUGGUGAAACUGGAUCAUCUGGAGGCCCUGGAGAGAAGGGAGAGAGGGGUAGUCCAGGCCCAGUGGGUCCUCCUGGAGAAAAAGGUGUUGUAGGAUAUCCAGGAUCUCCAGGUGGCCCUGGGGGUAUAGGGCCACAAGGAUUGCCUGGUCCUCCAGGGGCAAGAGGACCUCCUGGACUACAGGGCUCCAAAGGUCAAAGAGGACCAAGAGGCCAUGAUGGUCCUACAGGAGACCAAGGGACACAAGGAAUUAAGGGAGAGAGUGGUGAUACAGGGAAAAAAGGCAUCCCUGGACUCAUUGGCAAAGCUGGUAACCCUGGAGAAAGGGGUAGCCCAGGAGCAGCAGGUUUGCCUGGUCCUCCAGGAAACACAGGAGACAUUGGUCCUAUGGGUGAGCCAGGAUCAAGGGGACAACAAGGUGAUGCUGGUCCUGUAGGAGAAACAGGCUUUGAGGGACCACCUGGCCCAGAGGGAGAACCAGGGCCACAAGGAGAACCAGGCACAAAGGGAGAUGCUGGACCCAUUGGCAAUGCUGGAGAACCAGGAGAACAAGGCUUAAGAGGUGUGCCAGGACCACCAGGGGAAGAUGGUGUCCAAGGAAAAGAUGGAUCAAAGGGGAGCGUAGGAGACCAAGGACUUCCUGGAGAAGAUGGUGACAAAGGGGAGACUGGAAUUCCAGGAGUGACAGGCCUUUCAGGUGAACCUGGCAUAAGAGGCAUUCCAGGGCGUGAAGGAGCUCCAGGAAGUCCAGGUCAAAGGGGCCGUCCAGGAAAAAAGGGGGAAAAGGGACAACAUGGGCCCCCCGGAGAGAUUGGCGCCACAGGUGACCCUGGCCAGCCUGGAGAAAUUGGUCCAAAAGGUUCCCGAGGAACUAGAGGCCCAAUGGGACAUUUAGGAUCAAUGGGAUCUGCAGGAGAACCAGGAGUUCCAGGUUAUGGGGGUCACCAAGGUCAGCCAGGAGCACCUGGCCCUCCAGGACCUAAAGGAGAGAAGGGUUACCCUGGGGAAGACAGCACAUUACUAGGACCACCUGGGCCCAUAGGUGAACCAGGUCGUAUUGGUGAACAUGGAGAAAAAGGAGAACCUGGAGAUGUAGGUUACAAGGGUCACAUGGGGCUCCCAGGACUUAGAGGUGCUAUUGGACAACAAGGGCCACCAGGUGAGCCAGGUGAACGUGGUGUACCAGGACCAAAAGGAGAGAAGGGAUCUCAAGGUCCUACUGGGAAAAAAGGAAUGAGUGGUCAAGCUGGGAAACCUGGAAUGUCUGGUGAACCUGGUCCUUUAGGCCUGAAGGGUGUACUUGGCUAUCCUGGACCAGAGGGCAUCCCUGGGAAUCCUGGAAGGCCUGGGUUAUCUGGGCAACAGGGCCUUCCUGGUAAUAGAGGAAGCCUGGGACUAGCUGGACUGGCAGGAUAUCCUGGAACUCAGGGAUCAAAGGGGUUACCAGGAAUGCCAGGAAACACUGGACCACCAGGACCAAAGGGUGGAGAAGGGCUUCGGGGUGAUCCAGGAAAGCAAGGUAAAAGAGGUCUUCCUGGGACACAAGGUGAUCAAGGCCCACCAGGAGAUCCUGGCCUGAAAGGGCAUGCUGGAGAAUUCGGAGAUCAUGGUUUGAUGGGAUUUCAGGGAUUCCCAGGUCCCAAGGGCCCUGAAGGUGACCUUGGUUUAAUUGGAAUUUUGGGGCCUAAAGGCCCAGUAGGCCAAAUAGGAAACAUUGGUCCUAUUGGCAAUGAAGGCAUCAUUGGCCCAGCAGGCAAACCUGGACCCAGGGGUGAAAAGGGAUCCAGAGGUGAAAUUGGCCCUCAAGGACCACGAGGUCAUCCAGGUCUACCUGGUCCACCAGGGGCACCCGGUCCAAGAAAGCAAAUUGACAUCAAUGCUGCUAUUCAAGCCUUGAUUGAAUCAAAUGCUGCAUUACAGAUAGAGAGCUACCAAAAUACUGAAGUAACAUUACUGGAUCACAGUGCUGAGAUAUUCAAAACAUUACAUUAUCUUAGCAAUUUACUGCACAGCAUUAAGAACCCUCUGGGAACUCGAGAUAACCCAGCACGUAUCUGCAGGGAUUUGCUUAACUGUGAACGUAAAGUGUCUGAUGGAAAAUACUGGAUUGAUCCAAAUAUUGGAUGUCCUUCUGAUGCCAUUGAGGUUUUCUGCAACUUCACUGCUGGUGGCCAGACAUGCUUAUCACCUGUCUCUGUGGCUAAGUUGGAGUUUGGCAUUGGAAAAGUACAGAUGAACUUUCUUCAUUUACUGAGUUCAGAAGCAAUCCAUUCUAUCACAGUUCACUGUCUAAACACCCCAGUGUGGGGGACUAAUGAAAUACGUGCUCAGAGGCCAUUCGUGAGCUUCAAAGGAUGGAAUGGCCAAAUGUUUGAAGGAAACACUCUGCUUGAACCACAAGUGCUUCUAGAUGAAUGCAUGAUUCAAGAUGGUGGCUGGCAUAAAACCCAAUUCCUUUUUCAUACUCAAGACACCAAUCACCUUCCAGUUGUUCAGGUGCAUACAUUUCCUCAUCUCAAACAAGGACAACAGCAUUACAUAGAAAGUGGCCCAGUGUGUUUUCUCUAGGCUUCUGAAUGUUGUUGGGUUUCUCCCAUUACCAUGGAUUUGCUGCAAGAAAUGAUUGCAAAACUACCGAAGAAAUGUAAAGAAAAAUGUUGGUGAUUUCUAAAUGAAUAUCAGGAAGAAAAAGACUUCCUCCUAAGGAGAUGUUGCUUUAAAAAGAGAGAGAGAGACCUUGACAACAUUAAUAAAAUAUUUAAUUUUUCAUGGGUGCUUUUUAUAUUAUUCCCUGGAACUGAAAACACUACAUAUAUCUGGAAAUUCUUCAGGAAACUGAGUGUUUUUAACCUUCGUAACAGCACUGUCCGGGACAUCUUAAGGAAAGAUAGUGGUGCAGUACUAAGGAGCAACUCUGGCUAAUGCUCCCAAAUGUGCAAUAGCUUGUAUUAUAAUUUGUAUGACAAUCAGUUAUGCCACUAUAAAACAAUUUUUUUCCUCAAACACUUAAGUUGUAUUACAGUCCUUUGUGGACCCAGACGUCUUAACAGAUGAUACACUACCUCUUAUGUGUUUCCUGUUUGUGUUGCCUGGUGCUCUCUGUAUAACUCAAAAGAAUUUGUGGCCUCAGUCAAGAUUAUUUGGAUCCUUUUUUAUUACAUUUUCAGACUGUAUGUGCUGGUUACAUCAAGAGAACUUUUCAUUGUAAAAUUGUGUCUUUAAAAAUAUUUGGUCACAUACUUCAUUAUGAGUGAAAACAUUAUUUAUGUGAAAAUCUUGUUUAAAAUGUUUCUGUCUGUAGACAUGGAAGUGGUACAUGAGGUAGGACAGUGUUUCUGGUGCUUAUAGAAAGAGCAGGAUUUUGUUGUUGUAGAAGGGCCACACAGAGUAGUCCUUUUUUAGGUUUUUGGACUGCAGUUAAAGGUUUUUAGCUAUCAAAGGCCAUCUGCAAUGAUGUAUGUGUAAAUAAACUGUUGAAAAUGUUAACACAGCAUAUAUUUAAAUG
Messenger RNA from Rhineura floridana, 6390 nucleotides. It is a transcript of the gene COL24A1, whose product is annotated as collagen type XXIV alpha 1 chain. Bases 384 to 5453 code for a protein of 1689 amino acids. Gene Ontology annotation, molecular function: extracellular matrix structural constituent. Lineage: Eukaryota; Metazoa; Chordata; Lepidosauria; Squamata; Rhineuridae. The record is from RefSeq and is a predicted model, not a curated record. The transcript is spliced from 60 exons.